Hippopotamus amphibius kiboko is the source of this 1793-nucleotide messenger RNA. It is a transcript of the gene SH2D6, whose product is annotated as SH2 domain containing 6. NCBI's taxonomy places the organism in Eukaryota, Metazoa, Chordata, Mammalia, Artiodactyla, Hippopotamidae. Gene Ontology annotation, biological process: cell surface receptor protein tyrosine kinase signaling pathway; intracellular signal transduction. The transcript has 16 exons. The record is from RefSeq and is a predicted model, not a curated record. Gene Ontology annotation, cellular component: cytoplasm. Bases 165 to 1256 code for a protein of 363 amino acids.
CCUGGGAGUGGCAUGGACGAAGUUGGUCUGGGGUUGGAGGCCACAGCCGGCCCACCUUCCUGCUGCCUGCAAGAUGCAAAUGAUGGGAACAAUAGGGCCCCUGUCCCCAGGCCAUUUGUGGCAGAACCUGGAUCCUGGGGAGGCACAGCUUCUUCACCUUAGCCAUGGACAAGCUCAGCAGGAGCAAGGCCAGGCUGGGGCCACCCCUUCCACCCUCCAGAUGUGCAGACUCCCCAGCUGGGAGAAAAGAUGACCCCUGCCCAUAUCCUCUGGCUGCCCCCGGGAUCUGGAGACACAGGCAAAUCCUCCCGGAAGCCCAGGAGGAAGAGGAAGAGGAGGAGGACAAAUAUGAGCUGCCCCCCAGCGAGACUCUUCUCCGCCACCUAGCCCGCGCCCGCGCCUGCAUUCCUGGCACUAAGGAGGACUCUUUGUACUUGGAUCACUGUGGCCCCCUGGGCCCUCCCACGUCACCACCACCACCCCCCACACCACCACCGCCGCCCCAGCCCGAGAUCAUGAACAGCCUCCCCACCCGCCCCACCCCAGGCUACCACGUCCCACCCAAGGCAGCGCCGAGCCCACCAGAGGCCACGAAGCAGAGCAGGCCCUUUGGGAGGCGAGAGCCGGGUGCACCAGUCGGAGCGGUGCCAGGCCCUACAAAGCCGGAUGAGGGCAUCUACCUGGAGUGUGAGCCUGGGCCAGUCUUGGCCUUGACUCAGACUCUGAGCUCCCAAGUCCUAAUGCCUCCAGUUCCUCUACCAAGGACAUCAGUGGGGCCCAGGGCCAGCAUAGCCCCCCAGGAAGCUCGGAAUGGAGCAUCUAAUGCCGCCUCUAAAGCAGGAAGGAGAGCCUCUCUUUCCUCUGUAGCUGCCACCCAGAACGACUCAGCUGCCGAGGAAGGCGAUCUGCUGGGCCAGCCUUGGUACUCAGGGAACUGCGACCGCCACGCUGUUGAGAGUGCCCUGCUCCGACUCCAAAAGGACGGAGCCUACACCGUGCGCCCCAGCUCCGGCCCUCAUGGCUCCCAGCCCUUCACCUUGGCAGUGCUUCUCCAUGGCCGGGUCUUUAAUGUUCCCAUCCGGCGGCUGGAUGGCGGGCGCCACUACGCCCUGGGCCGGGAGGGCAGGAACCACGAGGAGCUCUUCUCCUCCGUGGCCGCCAUGGUCCAGCACCACAUGCAGCACCCCCUGCUGCUCGUGGACAGACACAGCGGCAGCCGGCAGCUCACCUGCCUGCUCUUCCCCACCCAGCCCUGACGGACGCCACAGCGCAUGUGCACAUUCCACACCCCCCAGCCCCCCACCCCCCCACCCCCCGCGCUGGCCCCAUAGCUUGCUCCUUGCGCUGUCCCCCUCUCCUCUUCCGGGUCUCCCCCGCCCAGUGCACUCCCCCCAUCCUGUGCCCUAGUCCCUGCAAGCCCCCCAGAGAGGCAUUGGGAAGGAUCGCCCAGAGACAGAAAGGGUCCCUAAGACUCCACCCCAUGCUCACCCAGAGCCUGGCACUGACACCCCCUGCUGUAUCUCCAAGGCCGGGACGCAGGGGACUGGCAGGGACCCCAGGCACGGCCUCCCAAGCUGCUCUGAGUGAAGACCUCCCCGGGGAAGCUGAGCCUCAGGGGGAUAGUACGGGCGACGCUUGGACACAAAGAGAAUCCUCUCACAUUUUGUAGGAGGCUUAAUACGGGGCUGGCAUCUGGGAGGGACUUGGUGGCCCUGCACAUAGUUUGCGUUCAAUAAAUAUUUGUUGAAUGAAUUCUUGAAUUCUGUGGAGCGAAGCAGAGAUGGCCUCCAUGA